AAUAACAUUGCGACCAGAUUUUGAACCACGAAUUCUUUUUUUGCAUAUUUUUUACGACCCAGGCCCAUCCAGUCGCAAGUCAAGCAGAAAUCGCACCUUUCCCAGCCAUGGCCGCCGCCUCCACCAAGGUAUUCUCCCUCGAAGGGAAGGGCCUGAAACUCGACACGGCCAACGAUCUCGAAGCGCACAUCGCGCCCCUGCGGUCGAUGGGCGACGUCGAAGAAGUCAGGAUACUGGGCAACACCCUGGGCGUCGAAGCCUGCAAGCUUUUGGGCGAGGUGCUGGCCACUAAAAAGAGUCUACACACCGCGAACUUCGCCGACAUCUUUACGGGCCGGCUGCUCAACGAGAUCCCCGAGGCGCUCUCGUCGCUGCUGACGUCGAUACUCAACCUGCCCAACCUGCGCACCAUCAACCUCAACGACAACGCCUUCGGCCUCAACACGCAGGCGCCCCUCGUCGCCUUCCUCGCGGCCCACAUCCCGCUCCAGCACCUAUACCUCAACAAUAACGGGCUGGGCCCUCACGCGGGCAUCCUGAUCGCCGACGCGCUGUCGGAGCUGUACGCCAAGAAGGAGGCGGCUCGCAAGUCUGGUCAGCAGUCCAACGUCCCUGACCUCGAAACCGUCAUUUGCGGACGCAAUCGCCUCGAGAACGGCAGCAUGACGGCGUGGGCUCGAUGCUUCAGCUUGCAUAACAAGGUCAAGGUGGUCAAGAUGGUGCAGAACGGCAUCCGACAGGAGGGCAUCGCGCACCUGCUGUCCGCGGGGUUGACCCACGCGAAGGGAAUCCAGGUGCUCGAUCUGCAAGACAACACGUUCACGCUCAAAGCUGCAAAGCCGCUGGCCAAGGUGGUGCCCGUUUGGGCCAAUAUACAAGAGCUGGGCAUCGGCGACUCGCUGCUGGGCGCCAAGGGAGGUGUGUUGCUUGCCGGCGCUCUGGCCAAUGGUAACAACCAGAAGCUCGAGAUCCUGCGCCUGCAGUACAACGAUAUUACCGCCCCGGGCGUCAAAGCGCUCGCGGACGCUGCGAAGUCGCUUCCCGCGCUGAAGAAGAUCGAGCUGAACGGGAACAAGUUCUCCGAAGACGACGAGGCCAUCAUUGCACUGCGCGAACUGCUCGAGGAGCGCAAGGAAAAGCUCGGUGGCGAUGUUGUAGACGAGGACGCCUGGGGAGUUGAUAGCCUGAGUGAUCUGGAGGAGGAGGACUCCGACGAUGAGGAGGAAGAAGAGGAUGACGAGGCCGAAUAUGCGGAGGAGGACGUAGCGCCCCAGGAACGAGCCGAGAAGCUGAUUAAGGAGGCGGAGGAGGCACAGGAGGAGCCGACAGUUCAGAUCAAGGAUCCUGAGGUUGACGCUCUGGCCAAGGCGUUGGAGAAGACGAAUAUCUAAACUUUUACUACGGUUAAUGCGGAAUGCGGGAGCAAGCCCCGGAGGAACCCUAAGGAGAAAGGGGAAAAGCAAGGAAGAUUGACGAGAGCAUGUUGACGAUACCCACCUGACCACAACUUUAGAGAGACCCGACAAAAGAUCAUGUAGCAGACACACAAGAGAAGCCAACUCUAGACCCCUUAAAUUAAGGCACACACAUGGCCCUUAACAGAGUAACAGAGCUGGACACACGAAACCUCAUACUAUCACACAGCAUAAAAAUGGCGUGCAAGACUUGAAACGUGU
Molecule: messenger RNA, 1676 nt
Organism: Pseudomassariella vexata
Lineage: Eukaryota; Fungi; Ascomycota; Sordariomycetes; Amphisphaeriales; Pseudomassariaceae
Exons: 1
Coding region: 108-1391 (427 amino acids)
Biological process (GO): nucleocytoplasmic transport; activation of GTPase activity
Cellular component (GO): perinuclear region of cytoplasm; nucleus; cytosol
Molecular function (GO): small GTPase binding; GTPase activator activity
Source: RefSeq, a predicted model, not a curated record